Molecule: messenger RNA, 486 nt
Organism: Adineta ricciae
Lineage: Eukaryota; Metazoa; Rotifera; Eurotatoria; Adinetida; Adinetidae
Source: the annotation of a GenBank genome assembly
AUGUUCUCUAGUUUGUCUUCUUGUCGACCGAGUAUUUUGUUAGCAUCUGUUCUACGUUCACCAACAACUCGUUCGAUAAGUAAAAGAUCCGAUGAAGAUGCCGAAUCUCAACAGCGUUUGUCCGUAACGAAAAAAAUGCGCUUGUUAGGAUUACAAAGUAAUCAAGCACGGAAAGCAUUGUCGAUUUACGAUGAUUAUGUACAUCGUCAGAAGAAACUACCGGAUUUACGUAUGUUCGCUGUGGCAAUUAACUGUGCGAUGAUUGCGGAAGAUUUAGCGAAAGGUUGUGAAAUUCAUCAAUUUAUCGAAAAGGACUUUCCACAUUUAAAAGAUAAUUUGAUGCUGAAACAACAGCUACGUUAUUUUUAUAUAAAAUGUAACGAUCAACAAUCAGCUGAUAAACUUUUUCAACAAACAUCAACGAAACCGCAAGAAAGUCAAAACACGAUAUCGCAGGAUUUGGGUGUGACUAAUAAAAAACAAUGA